Messenger RNA from Closterium sp. Yama58-4, 759 nucleotides. The record is from the annotation of a GenBank genome assembly. NCBI's taxonomy places the organism in Eukaryota, Viridiplantae, Streptophyta, Zygnematophyceae, Desmidiales, Closteriaceae.
AUGGCCAUGACAUUGCCCCUCCGCCACAUUCUCCUCGCUUCCUCCAUGCCCUCCGCCCUCCACCCUCCGCCCGUCCACACCACAGGUGAUGGUAAUCGUGUGCCGACAAAGGUGCUCCCGGGAACGACUCCGUUCGAAGCAUGGACCGGAACGAAGCCGAAUCUAUCCCUCCGACGCACCUUUGGGUGUCUUUGCUAUUACCAUACCCCGGAUCCCCUUCGCCACAAGUUGCAACCGAAGGCUCGUGCGGCGAUAUUCUUGGGAAUUGCGGCGAACGAGCGUGCGUGGCGAGUGUGGGACUUGGGUGAAAGGCGCAUCGUCACAUCUCGAGACGUUGUCUUCGACGAAGACAAGUUUCCGACGAAGGAGAAACCAACUCAACAAGUUACCUUCAUCCUUCCGGCACGAGAGGAGGUUGAAGAAAGUGAGGUUCCACCUCAAGUGGAAAAGGAAGCCGAGAAUGGAGGGGGGGAGAACGAGGAGAGCGAUGACGACGUGGUGGAGGUGUCACCAACCGCGGCAACAACUUCCUCUACACCUUCCUCCCUACCAUUGGCCUUGACUCGCGAGCGUCGCGAGGUUCGUCCUCACCCCAAGUACAAAGACUAUGCUACGGUAACCGUUGGGGAGAUGGAUAAGGAGGGCGCGGCAUUUUGCUUCGCGACAAAGGGUGAUGAUGGACAUGCGGAAUCUCUCAUGGAACCAUCCCCUAAAGAUCCAUCCCGUACGUGCUACGAGGAUGAUGGAUUGCACACCUAG